CCUCACUCUUCAUAAUGAGUCGUGUCCGCGUUACGACCGCUGACGUAGUGGACCACCUUGCCGACAGAGACAUUUGGUCCCGCCCGUCAGUGGGCAUGUGGCUUCGCUUCACCCCGCCGACCAGAUUACAGGCAGGAGUACGGGCAGAAGAAGCUCCCACACAAACAGAGUUCCAAGGAUGAGAAAGUUGAAAGUCCGAACGUACUUGCUGCUUGUCGGGCUGAGCGUCUUGAUGUUCCAUCUCCUGAUCGUCUUUAAUGACAAAAACAUUUGCCUCCAACCAAGUACGGAAGAGGAGCACAAUGGCAUUAUGGAGCCCGCCAACGAGAACAAAACUUUCGUCAGGCCAAUGCAAGUUUGCGAACAAAAUGUGACUGUAGCCAAUACCUCUGGCUUUGCGGCUCUUCCUGGUAGCAUUAAAGACUUCCUGUACUACCGCCACUGUCGCGAUUUCCCCAUGCUACUGGAUGUCCCUCAUAAAUGCAGUGGAGUUGAUGUUUUCCUACUAUUGGUCAUUAAAAGCUCUCCUAGGAACUAUGAGCGCAGAGAAGUGCUUCGCAAAACCUGGGCCAAGGAGAGAAUGCACAGUGGGGUUUGGAUCAGAAGGGUCUUCCUCUCAGGUACGACCAGUCAUGGCUUUGAAAAGAUAAGGCUGAAUAAACUCCUCCAAGCAGAGCAGCGUGAGUACAAAGACAUCCUCCAGUGGGAUUUUGCCGACACCUUCUACAACCUCACUUUGAAGCAAGUGCUUUUCCUGGAAUGGAUGGAAACAAACUGUCCAAACGCUCGCUUCUUGUUAAAUGGUGAUGAUGAUGUUUUUGCCAAUACAGACAAUAUGAUGGAAUUCCUUCGGAGUCUCAAUGACAAUGACGGACGCAAACACCUUUUUACGGGUCAUCUGAUCCAGUACGUAGGGCCCAUUAGGUCACCUGAAAGCAAGUAUUACAUACCCGUUCAGGUGCAGGAGUCAAACUCGUAUCCACCCUACUGUGGGGGCGGGGGCAUUCUCCUGUCAGGCUACACAGCUUUAGUCAUGAAAAAUAUGUCCAGUUCCAUUACCAUCCUUCCCAUUGAUGAUGUUUACAUGGGAAUGUGUCUGGCUAAAGCAGGGCUUGCACCUAGCUCCCACAUGGGAGUGAAGACAGCAGGACUUUACAUCCCGCUCAGCAAUAUAGAUGUAUUCGACCCCUGCUUCUAUAAAGAUAUGCUACUGGUCCACAGAUUCCUACCGGCUGAGAUGUACAUAUUGUGGCAUAGAAUACAAGACCGAGCCCCACAAUGUUGAUUCCUAAGUCAGCGGUAACUUUCAGGAGAAUGCACACUGCCUGAUGUACUCAUUUCCUGGAUACAAGUGCUGCAUGUUUCUUAAUGUGGAUGAUUUGAGCAGAGCUUUACACUUAACUGGCGAGGCUGACUGUUGGGUCUAAACUUACUUGUAUCUAGCAAAAUAAUAAAGACCCAGAGGAGGGCGGAGAGAGAAUCAGACUUGAAACGAAAAUAAAGCUUUUAACACUGACGGCCGUCAGGAGAAAGAUUGAUGCAGCCCGUGUGGCUGCAACAAGCUUAUCUAAACCCUCCCCUGAGAAGCGCCAGCCUUUUAUUAAGGAGUUGGAGAGCAUUCAUUGCACAUGCGUAAGUUUUGUUUUAUCGAGAUUGUAUCAUUUACUGAGAACAGAAACCAGAAUGAAACAUUAUGGUGACAUUUACUGAAAACAGAAAUUUUACUCUUUCCAUUGUGUAAAGACUAAAAAGCAUAAGUGAAUAGAGAAAACAAUCUUAACACCUAGUUUUAAACACACAUUAUUGCAUUUACUAUUAUUGUGAAUAUUGUUAAUACUCUUAUUGUGCAAAAGCAUUAAAGCACAUCUCACACUGACUGUCAACAACAUGACCAGGCAGUCAGUCUGGGCACAUCAUGUUUUGUAAAGAUGUCAUCAGAUGAAACCAGGUCAAAAUGUUUCCUGAGAAAAACUCAAGUGUUUAUUUCAAAUCCUAAUAUGUGAGCCACUCCACAGAAACAACGCUUUUCACACAGUGUCAAAAUGUAAUGUGAUACCCUCUGGAGGCAAGGAUUUUUGAACAAACCUUUACAUCAGAAGCUUCCACUUCAAAGUUUGCGUUCUAAUUUUGUGUUUGUAAGUGAAUGCAUCAUAGUCAUUGAAGAAACACCUAAAUCGACACACCAAUGUUUCAUGUAUUUUCGAUGCUUUCACCGUAUUGCAGCUACUGAAUCUGCUGCUAAAACUUUCAUCUCGGAUUGACAGUUAGAUGCAUAUUUUUUUAAAUUAUUAUUUUUGUUUUUACAUAUAAUAGUGGCUUCGAAAGGUAAACACACCUUAUGAUUGCUUUAGCUCAGGGGUGCCCAAGUCCGGUCCUCGAGAGCACCGAUUCAGCUUUAAUUAAGUUUUAUCACUGGAAUUGAUGUAAAUUCUUUUUUCCAAUGGGUAGGGUCACGUUUGAGAUGACGCUUAAUGGAUGAGAGGCAAGUUACACUUUGGAAUACAAUCAUACCAAUACUAAUUAAUAAUUCACUUUUUGUGUACUCCAAAACAUGACCCACUUUAUCUGUUUUCCAACUAAUGGGACAUAAUCAUGACAUAAAAAAACAAAUGAGCAAGGAGUAUUUAUAAACUUCUGGCAACUCACAGAUGGACCCUAUCCUUCAUGAUGCUUCCGGUACAAGUUUUUUUUGGCAUCUAUACUCGUUGUGAACAAAUGUCUCCAGCUUGCUGCUCUUUCCAUCGUCACUUUAUCUGAUAUUAUUUGCUGUGCGCUAAUGAUUAUGUGGAAGCUGGAGCUGCGAAAUGAAGCAUUCAGCAACUCAUCUGUUUCUAGCCACUUGAACUGUAAUGACAUUAAACAAGUGAAUGGAAAAGCAAACUACGCUAGACUAGGUUCAUACUGCAUGUCAAACGAUUAAAAUUUUUAAUCGAGUUAAUUACAGCUUAAAAAUUAAUUAAUCAUAAUUAAUCGCAAUUAAUCGCAAUUCAAACCAUCUAUAAAAUAUGCCAUAUCUUUCUGUAAAUUAUUGUUGGAAUGGAAAGAUAAGACACAAGACAUAUAUAUACAUUCAACAUACGGUACAUAAGGACUGUAUUUGUUUAUUAUAACAAUAAAUCAACAAGAUGGCAUUAACAUUAUUAACAUUCUGUUAAAGUGAUCCAUGGAUAGAAAGACUUGUAGUUCUUAAAAGAUGAAUAUUAGUACAAGUUAUAGAAAUGUUAUAUUAAAACGCAUCUUAAUGUUUUCGUUUUAAUAAAAUUUGUAAAAUUUUCAAUCAAAAAAUAAACUAGUAGCCCUAUUCUGUCCUCAAUGUGUGUGAGUACACAAAUUGACAGAUAUCGAACAUAAGUUCCAAAAAGAAAUCAGACGGUGUGGCAAAGUUGCAUGGGCUUUACUGAAGUCAUCUCUUUUUGACAGGAGCACGUUUCUUG
Corythoichthys intestinalis (scribbled pipefish) is the source of this 3434-nucleotide messenger RNA. Its product is annotated as N-acetyllactosaminide beta-1,3-N-acetylglucosaminyltransferase 3-like. Lineage: Eukaryota; Metazoa; Chordata; Actinopteri; Syngnathiformes; Syngnathidae. Gene Ontology annotation, cellular component: Golgi membrane. The record is from RefSeq and is a predicted model, not a curated record. Gene Ontology annotation, molecular function: hexosyltransferase activity; UDP-glycosyltransferase activity. The transcript is spliced from 2 exons. Bases 179 to 1285 code for a protein of 368 amino acids.